This is a messenger RNA of Beta vulgaris subsp. vulgaris (sugar beet), 1638 nucleotides long. Its product is annotated as pyridoxal kinase. The transcript has 13 exons. Gene Ontology annotation, biological process: pyridoxal 5'-phosphate salvage. Gene Ontology annotation, cellular component: cytosol. The record is from RefSeq and is a predicted model, not a curated record. Bases 225 to 1277 code for a protein of 350 amino acids. Gene Ontology annotation, molecular function: pyridoxal kinase activity. Lineage: Eukaryota; Viridiplantae; Streptophyta; Magnoliopsida; Caryophyllales; Amaranthaceae.
CAAAGAUUGGCAAUUUCCCUAACUACAAAAAGUUGGUAAUUUGGUAUCAAAUGUAUCAUGAAUGACGAAUGAGUUCAUCUCCUUUGACAUUAGCAGCCUCACUAGUCAACAAUAACUUAUUUAGUCAAACUCUCCUAAAUUUUCUAUGCUAUAUCUCUCUUUCUCACCCAAAAUAACUUAAAAACUGAAGAACAAGAUAAAAAUGAACUCUUUUUGAGAAUUGAAUGUGUAACUCUCACUCUUCUACCAUUUUGCUGAUUAAUUCUCACCCUUUUUUAUCCUCAAAAAUCCCAAAAUCCUGCAAUUUUAGGUCAACUAAUUGGAAAAUAAGCUCUAUGAAUUCGUCAAUGGCGCAGCCUCCCAUUUUAUCAGUUGCUUUGCCUUCUGAGACUGGUCGUGUUCUCAGCAUUCAGUCUCAUACUGUUCAGGGUUAUGUAGGCAAUAAAUCGGCUGUGUUUCCGCUUCAACUUCUUGGAUAUGAUGUAGACCCGAUUAAUUCUGUACAGUUUUCGAAUCACACAGGAUAUCCAACAUUUAAAGGUCAGGUAUUAAAUGGGAAAGAACUAUGGGACUUGGUAGAAGGUCUAGAAGCAAAUGGUCUGUUGUUCUACACUCAUCUAUUGACAGGUUACAUUGGUUCAGUCUCCUUUUUGAAUAAUGUCUUGGAAGUUGUUACUAAACUACGAUCCGUGAAUCCUGGGCUUCUCUAUGUUUGUGAUCCGGUCAUGGGUGAUGAAGGAAAGCUCUAUGUUCCCGAAGAUCUGGUGUCAGUAUACAGGGAAAAGGUUGUUCCUGUUGCAUCAAUGUUGACACCUAACCAGUUUGAAGCUGAACUGCUGACUGGUUUGAGGAUUGUGUCAGAACAAGACGGCAGGGAAGCUUGUAGCAAACUUCAUGCUGCUGGACCAGCAAAGGUUGUCAUCACGAGUAUAAAUAUUGAUGGUAAUCUCUACCUCAUUGGCAGCAGUAAGAAAGAAAAGAAUGUGGCUCCUGAGCAAUUCAAAAUAAUGAUACCGAGAAUCCCAGCAUAUUUUACGGGAACAGGAGAUCUAAUGACUGCACUAUUACUCGGAUGGAGCAAUAAGUAUCCUGAUAAUCUUGCUAAAGCAGCAGAGCUUGCUGUUUCAAGCUUGCAGGCACUUCUGCAUAAGACAAUAAACGACUACAGACUUGCAGGAUUUGAUCCCAAGACCAGCAGUCUAGAGAUUCGAUUGAUUCAGAGCCAGGAUGAUAUCCGCAACCCCCAUGUCAAAUUCAAUGCUGAGAUAUAUAGUUAGUGUUUGCUACCUUGUUUGGUUCACUUUUGGAAGUUGCAGUUCUGAAGAAGUCUUAGAAUUUAACUUCUCAGGAAGUGCUCCAAUUUUUUGGUUGACAUUCGGAAGUAGAACUUCCUAUAUGAAGUCGCGUUCACCUAUGGAGGUUAGGAAGCUACAUCUUUUUGUCUGGACUUCUCGGGAAGUUGUACUUUCGGUGUUUUGGUCAACCAAGCACCUUUCCAGAUUCAUAGUUACCUCUUAUUAUAACUUCAAUUGAUUUUCCUGUCAAUCAGACACUUAUUGUAUUUGUACCCAACUGUAAAAACAAUUUUAUUAUAUCUGCACAGAAGCUCAAUAAGUACCACAUCGUCUAUUCGUCUGA